CUCAUCAUGCUCCGUGGCCCCAGCAGCCUCGUCGGCGCGUCGGUCGCCCCUGCCGCUGCCCUGGCUGUGGCGCUGCUCUCGUCGCUGUCGCGCUGCGACCUCCUGGAGUCGGAGCAGCCGGUGGUCUCGGUGCUCAGCCCCUACUUCGGCACCAAGACUCGCUAUGAGGAUGCCAAUCCGGGGCUGCCGGACGCCGAGGUGCUGCGGCGGGGCGCCGAGCGGCUGGAGGACGCCUGCACCCCGGUGCAGCUGGUCGCGCUCAUCCGCCACGGCACCCGCUACCCCACGGCCAAGCAGAUCGCCAAGCUGCGGCAUCUGCACCGGCUGCUGCAGAGCCGCGCGCCCGCGCUCGGCGGGAGCGGCGCCGACGACGACGGCCGCGACCUGGGCGCCGUCCUGGCCCGCCGGCCGCUCUGGUACGCAGACUGGAUGGACGGGCAGCUGGUGGAGAAGGGCCGGCAGGACAUGCGGCAGCUGGCGCUGCGAAUGGCCUCGCGCUUCCCCGCGCUCUUCAGCCGCGAGAACUACGGCCGCCUGCGGCUGAUCACCAGCUCCAAGCACCGCUGCGUGGACAGCGGCGACGCCUUCCUGCAGGGGCUGUGGCAGCACCACCACCCGGGGCUGCCCGCGCCCGACGUCGCAGACAUGGAAUGCGGACCUCCAAGAAUUAAUGAUAAAUUAAUGAGAUUCUUUGACCAUUGUGAGAAGUUUUUAACUGAAGUUGAAAAAAAUACUACUGCUCUUUAUCAUGUAGAAGCCUUCAAAAAUGGACCAGAAAUGCAGAAAAUUUUAAAUAAAGUUGCAGCUACUUUGCAAGUGCCAGUCAACAAUUUAAAUGCAGAUUUAAUUCAGGUAGCUUUUUUUACCUGCUCAUUUGACCUGGCAAUUAAAGGUGUUAAAUCUCCUUGGUGUGAUGUUUUUGACGUAGAUGAUGCAAAGGUAUUAGAAUAUUUAAAUGAUCUAAAACAAUAUUGGAAAAGAGGAUAUGGAUAUACUAUCAAUAGUCGAUCCAGCUGCACCCUGUUUCAGGAUAUCUUUCAGCACAUGGACAAAGCAGUUGCAGAGAAACAGAGGUCUCAGCCAGUUUCUUCUCCAGUCAUCCUACAGUUUGGUCAUGCAGAGACCCUUCUUCCACUGCUUUCUCUCAUGGGCUACUUCAAAGACAAGGAACCCCUAACAGCUUACAAUUAUAAGGAGCAAACACAUCGGAAGUUCCGAAGUGGUCACAUUGUACCCUAUGCCUCAAAUCUCAUGUUUGUGCUGUACCACUGUGAAAAUGCUAAGACUCCUAAAGAAGAAUUCCAAGUGCAGAUGUUACUGAAUGAAAAGGUGUUACCAUUGGCUUACUCACAAGAAACUGUUUGUUUGUAUGAGGAUCUGAAGACCCACUAUAAGGACAUCCUUCAAGAUUGUCAUACCAGUGAAGAAUGUGCUUCUCCAAAGAUGAACACCACAUCUGAUGAGCUCUGAGUUGCUGAGCUCUGAGUUGCUGAAGAACAUUUUCAAUUCAUCAGGAAUCUCUGGGACAUAAUUCUAUGAUUGAAAUUGGUGGGCAAUCCUGAGUUACCAGAAAGCUUUCAUGUUACUUGACAUUUCUGUUUUUUUCACAGGAAAACAUGUUUCUUUUGGGGGUCUGCACAUGGUUAUGUAAGAAAACAUGUCUCUGGAGCAUUUAGCUUAAGGGAAAAAUCUAUUCAAAGAAACAGCUGUGCUGCAAAUGUUUACAGAAAUUGUUACUCUUCUAAGAAACCUCCUAGAUAGAGAUAGAAUAUGAUUUGAAAGUGCUGGAGUAACAAAAUAUGUCAGUUGGGGAAUUCAUUGCAUGGUGUAACAAAGCUAAGGCCUUUGCCAUUUGUGCUGUAAUAUUCUUUUUGUCAGGUAGCACUCUGAGAUCGUCUAAUCAUGAAAAUGAAGAUACACUGAGAGAAGAAACCACUUAGGACGAAAGCUAGCACCUGAGAAAUCUGAGAAUUCGAAACAAUAUUAAGAAACAGCCUGGGGACUGGAGAGAGAGUACAGCUGGUUAGGGCAUUUGCCUUACAUGCGACUGAUUUGGGUUUGAUUCUUGGCACCCUAGAUUGUCUCUCUAGUGCCACUAGGUGUGCUACCUGAGCACAUAGCCAGGAGUAAGUUCUGAACAUCAGUGGGUGGGGCCAGAAGGCAGAAAGAAAAAAAAAAAGGCAAACAAAACCAAAAAGAAAAAAAAAUACAGUCUGAUUUAUUUCACUGAUGGGAAAAAAAAUGUGUCAAGAAAUAAAUAUUUUAAAAGUACUUACAAAGUAUUUGAACAUUUUAUCAUAAAUAUCCUUUAACUUAUUAAGUUCUGGUAAGACCAGACUUCUUCCCGGUCUUUUUUUCACUCUAGAAGUACCAUAUAUGAACUUCCACCCUGCAUUGGCAGUCAGGGAUCAUCAUCAGGGGCUCCUGCAGGGUCACUGCCUGUUUUUAAUUAUCUCUUAAUUAUCAUCGUACCUGGUAUGUAUAUGAGGACAUAGACACCAGUGGAAAAGCAAAGUGUGGGAAAAAUCAGAGUUUCUUAAAUUGAUUGCUUAGCAUUUGUCUCUUAUCCUGUCACUUUUUUUCUAUUUUUAUAUUUGGCUCUAUGUAAAGUGUGUCUUUGAUUUUCUUUUUCUUCAAGAUUUUGUCACAACUUGCUCAGUUUUACAAGUAUUAAUGAAACCAUUUUCAAGAAAUAGCUUAUGCUGAAUGCCGUGACAGUGUUUGCUAUAAUAAUAAAUGGAAUUUUUGUGA
Molecule: messenger RNA, 2751 nt
Organism: Sorex fumeus (smoky shrew)
Lineage: Eukaryota; Metazoa; Chordata; Mammalia; Eulipotyphla; Soricidae
Gene: MINPP1
Product: multiple inositol-polyphosphate phosphatase 1
Exons: 5
Coding region: 7-1470 (487 amino acids)
Molecular function (GO): acid phosphatase activity; inositol phosphate phosphatase activity
Source: RefSeq, a predicted model, not a curated record